Messenger RNA from Haliotis rufescens (red abalone), 1135 nucleotides. RefSeq lists its product as uncharacterized. Bases 97 to 573 code for a protein of 158 amino acids. The record is from RefSeq and is a predicted model, not a curated record. The transcript has 3 exons. Gene Ontology annotation, cellular component: membrane. NCBI's taxonomy places the organism in Eukaryota, Metazoa, Mollusca, Gastropoda, Lepetellida, Haliotidae.
UGGCUGCACCCAUGUAACAUGUACAAUUCGUCUGCUCGAAAUAAGCCUACCAUUGUUUGAAUCUUAUCCAAUGCCAGUGUUUCAUUUUUAAUCAACAUGUCCAAUCAAGGAUUAGUGUUUGCUCUGUUUGCGGGCACAAUGGCUGCUCUAGCUUCUGUCUGUGCCAAAUUAGCAACAAGUUAUGACGAAGCACAUAAAGUCGGUGAAAAUAUUUGGGAAACAUACAGAUACUUCCUUGGAAUCGACUUACUGUCGAUUGAGGAAUGUAUAGAAAAGAAUGAUAAGACUGUCUUAGUUGUGAGACUGUGUGGUGUAGUUGGCAUCUUCCUGUGCAAUGGUCUCAUGUGGACACUGUUUACCAAGUCUCUGCAACUCUGCUCAUCAUCUGUAGAGGCAACAGUCACAAACACUGCAGGAAACUUCCUAGUGACAGCACUUGUGAGUCGUCUCAUGUUCCAAGAACGUCUUCCAGUACUGUGGUGGCUUGGCUCCUGCUGCAUUCUCAUUGGUCUACUGCUGAUACACAGAGGAGGUCAGCGUUCGCAGGCACAACACGAGAAGAAGAAAACAUAACUGUCAUCUUCCAUGUUAAUAUGUGAUGUUCUCAUAUGUAAUCUCCCCAAGAUCACCCACCCCAACAAAGUGUGUGUUUCUAGUUUCAUGACUGACACUAAUCUGGGACUCUCAACUCUAAAACUUGAUUUUCUUGAGUAGCACCACAGCUUCUACAACCAUCACUAUAUUGUUUGAAUUUUAUGCCACUAGUGUAAAUUUGUUGCGCUUCACUUCAAAUAAGCCAGUCAUUGUCUUUAUUUGAAAAUCAGGCAUUUACAGACAUACUCCAAGUUACAGUUUCUCAGAGAACAAAAACAGUAAAUCUAACAUCUAACCUACCUUCCCAAAUUGUGCAUGGAUUGAAAUAGGACACACAUAUUUUGUUUUCGCCAAAGUUUGUCAGACCUCAUAUCAUGUCUUUAAGUGCCUUCAGACACUGUCAUGUCCCCCAUCGAUUCUGAGUCAGAAUAGGUCCCCACCUCAUGCUUGUUGUAAAAGCUGCCUGAUGAGGAUUGGGUGGUCUGUGUGUGUGACCUGGCUGAUUGGGUGUCAUCUAUGUUCAUAAAAGAUGGUACUUGUU